Messenger RNA from Dichomitus squalens LYAD-421 SS1, 696 nucleotides. RefSeq lists its product as uncharacterized. Gene Ontology annotation, molecular function: nucleic acid binding; zinc ion binding. The record is from RefSeq and is a predicted model, not a curated record. The transcript has a single exon. The coding region runs from base 1 to 696 and encodes 231 amino acids. NCBI's taxonomy places the organism in Eukaryota, Fungi, Basidiomycota, Agaricomycetes, Polyporales, Polyporaceae.
AUGGUGCUAAACAAGUUGAUGGACGACGCCGCUCAAUGGGCUGGGCCCCACAUCAUUGACCUCGCAGAUGGCAAGGUCAUUUGGUCAAGUGUGGAUGUCUUUGAGACGGCCUUUAAGGCCCACUUCUGCGUGGUCGACGACAAGAAGGCUGCACUCACCAAACUCGUCAAGCUGUGCAAGGCAUCGCACAAGCUCGGCAUGGUCAAGGACUAUACGGCUAGCUUUAAUGCCAUUGCAGUGCGCACUCCACUCUCCGACAAGGACAAGCGGGCACACUAUGUGGACGGCCUGCUAUACAAGAUUCAAAAUGAGUUUGCAGUCAUGGCGCAUAAGAUUGACACGCUGAAGAAAGCGCAGAAGGUCGCCCUUCGCAUAGACCAGCAGCUGGCCGAACACGUGGAAGCCAUGCCCAAAACCAAGGGCUGGGGCCGCUGUGGUAAACAAGUGGCAGCGGACCAACAUAGAUCUGAGGAACGAUCCUGCUUCAACUGCAGCGAGAAGGGCCACAUCCAGCGAAACUGCAAGAAGCCCCCGCGAGGACAGCAAGCAGCCACAUCCACCGCCACUCCGCCCAACCCCACCCCAUCCUCGAACCCCUCGACCUCAGAUGAGCUGGUCGCUCUCCAUUCACAGCUCAAGGAGCUCAGCAAUCAUAUUGCUGUGGUCAGUCUCGCCAAGAAGAAGGAGGGUUUUUGA